AUGGAUAUCUCUACACAACGUUUAACUUUGCAAGAUACUACAGGUCAAACUACCACCACUUCACUCAUUCAAUCGAACAAUACAUCAUGUUGUACAGUCCGAUUACUCGAUCAAAUUACUAUUCCACAAUACUCCGAAUCUGUUAUCAAAGCCGCAGUACAUCUUCCAGAUAGUUCAAAUUUGUUGUUUGAACCGUCUUCAAGUUUUAGUCAAAAACCAGUAGUACUUCCAACAGCUUUAAUUAAAGUGACUAAUUCUCAAACACACUUAACUAUUAUCAAUACCACCAAUCAUCCAUAUAUUUUACCUUCAAAUACGUGUCUCGGUACUGUUUCUUCAUCAUUACUAAUAUGUGCAACAACAUCACCAUAUCAAUCUCAGUCAACACAAUUUCGAUCAGCAAAAAUACGUCAUUAUUCUCUGAAUUCAUUACAUAAAUGCUACGUCUGUCAUCAGAAAUUUUUAUCACAAAACAAUCUUUUUCAUCAUCUUCGUGUACAAUGCUACCCACAAGAAUUACGACAUCAAAUUGAAACAUUAACACAACACAUCGACUCCGCCUCGCAUCGCAAAAAAAUCCAAGAUGUCCUUUGGAAAUACGGUAAACUGUUCGACCUACGUCAACCAUCAAAAAUCAAUAUCACUGUCGAUCAUGUGAUCGAUACCGGUCAACAUCGACCAAUCUACACUCCACCUUAUCGACGUUCACCUCAAGAUCAUCAAACUAUUACCGCAGAAACAGACAAACUGUUAAAACAAGAUAGUAUCGAACCAUCAACAUCACCUUGGUGCUCACCUGUCGUAUUAGUGCGUAAAAAAGAUGGUACUACACGAUUUUGCGUUGAUUAUCGAAAACUAAAUGAUAUUACUGUCAAAGAUUCAUUCCCCCCUUUAUAUAAAUAUAAUCCUUCCAACUCUACACAUCCAUCUAAUACUAAACCUACAAUUUUUACAUUAUCGGCUGACGAACAAGCUGCUUUCGAACAAAUCAAACACAUACUCACUACCGACCUUGUUCUUCGACUUCCCAAUAAUCAACUUCCUUUUAAAAUACAAACAGAUGCUUCACAACUUGGUAUCGGUGCUGUUUUAUUACAAACCUAUCCUGAAGGUGAUCGUCCUAUAUGUUAUAUGUCUAAGAAGCUUACACCUGCUCAACAACGCUGGUCUCCUAUUGAACAGGAGUGUUAUGCGAUCGUCAAAGCUGUUGAAUUAUGGCAUCACUAUUUACACGGUAAUCAUUUCAUCUUAGAAUCUGAUCAUAAACCAUUAGAAGCACUCAUGCGUAAAUCUCAAACGAACGACAAAUGUGAACGAUGGCGUUUACGGCUACAAUCAUACAACUUCACAAUAAAACACAUCAAGGGUAAAUCAAACACCAUGCCUGAUUAUCUAUCUCGAUCACCAGUGGAUCACGCUGAAGAUGACAUUGACGAUAACGUUAUGCCAACUUCUGCCUCUAUCAGUACUCAAACUGAUACAAGUGACCACGACACUUUUUCAACAUCAUCAAUUGUCGGUAUGGUCACUACUCGUUCUCGUUCUCAUCAAUUACCACAAUCCGAUAAUCAUAUUACCACUCCACCAAACACCAAUCGCUCUGACGUUCAAAAUCAUCAAUCAACAUCAUCAACUUCUAAAACUACUACUGAUAGUGCACGUAUUGGAUAUACUGGUGCUAUUGAUCAAUUGAAACAAGCACAACAGAAGGACCCUGAUCUACAAUACAUAGCGAAUCAUCUUAAUGAUAAUAAAUAUAUUAACUCUUAUCUUUUACAGGAUGGUCUCUUAAUGCAUUAUGAACAACACUCAAAACCUGUUCCAUGUGUUCCGAAAGGAGAAAUUCGAAAUGAUAUUAUGAAAAUCUAUCAUGAUACUCAAGCUAACGGCGCACAUUUCGGUCGUGACAAAACUAUAAAGAAAAUCAAAGCUCGAUACUAUUGGAAUACCAUGAACAGCGAUAUAACUAAUUAUGUUAAGUCAUGUAUUCGUUGUAAUCAAAAUAACCCUAUUCGCUGCAAACCUCCUGGUCAUCUGAAACCGAUCGAACCACCGGAAGGAGUUUGGCACUUAUUAUCAAUGGACUUUCACGGACCAAUUACUCCUACUAGUCGACGUGGCAACAAAUACAUUAUUUCAAUCACUGACGUUCUAUCCAAAUUCGUUAUUGCAAAAGCAGUUCGUGAUUGUACUGCUGAUACUGCUGCUCGAUUUCUUCAAGAAGAGGUUAUCUGUAAAUAUGGCACACCGAAAUGUGUUCUUACAGAUAAUGGUACUCAUUUUACAUCAACUAUGAUGGAACAUCUACUCAAACGUCUCGGUAUCACUCAUUUGUACGCAACACCCUAUCACCCUCAAACUAAUGGUCAAAUUGAGCGUUUCAAUAGCACGAUGGAUGCAAAAAUUGCUGCCUUAUCCAAUCAAUAUCGAUCUGAUUGGGAUGAUAACCUUCCAUUUGUCAUCUUUAAUUAUAACACAAGUUAUCAUUCCACUAUUAAAACUAUUCCAUUCGAACUUAUGUAUGGACGUUCACCUGUCCUACCAUUCGAUCUACAAAACCCAAACGUUUCCCUCCAACAGUCAUCUCACUAUGCUCAGAACAUAGUGAAAUACAUAUCACAUCUAACAAACAAUGCGAAAACAAAUAUCAUUCAUGCACAACAUCAGUACAAAUCUAGAUAUGAUACCAAUCGCUCAAAUCCUACAUAUUCCAUCAACGAUUUAGUUCUUAUAAAAAAUAUUCAUUCACGUCACAAAUUUGAUAUUCGAUAUGAAGGUCCAUUUCGGAUUAUACG
Messenger RNA from Rotaria sp. Silwood1, 2795 nucleotides. The record is from the annotation of a GenBank genome assembly. Lineage: Eukaryota; Metazoa; Rotifera; Eurotatoria; Philodinida; Philodinidae.